This is a messenger RNA of Camelina sativa (false flax), 802 nucleotides long. Lineage: Eukaryota; Viridiplantae; Streptophyta; Magnoliopsida; Brassicales; Brassicaceae. The record is from RefSeq and is a predicted model, not a curated record.
CUUGGAGUUUUAAUUUGAGGUUCUUGCAGUUGACAUUGUUAAUACCUUUUGGAGAUAGUACUUCAUACUCACCGUUAAUUGAGAUCUUGUGUUUAACGAUAGUGCAAUGUUAACUUUGACCUGGAAGUUAUGCAGGUGUUGACACCCAUAUGAGAUACAUCUGAAAGAGUUUUUAAGAUUGGAACAAAAAUACCUUUGUUCUACAAAUGAUUUUGACCAUUGUAUUCUUUAUUUGACCAGCUUGAUGAAUGUCUUUUACUUUAUUUUCUUUUCAGACACGAACAUGUUCUACAUACAUGGCUCUCUCUGUUGCUGAAUUCAUUGAUUUAAGUAUGGGACUUUUUUCUGUGCAGGUAACAGAAUAUGGAAGUUACAAACAAGAAUAUGAAGGAGAAGACGGCGACAUGUAUUGGAAUAGAGAGUAUGCAGAUGGUGAAGAUGGUGAGAUGUCGUGGUUCAAUGCUGGUGUGAGGGUUGGUGUGGGAAUUGGUCUUGGUGUCUGUGUAGCUUGGCAUUGGGGUUGGCCUUCUUGUGCGUACCUAUCAAUCAACCACCAGAAACUUCAGAAGGAGGAUUAUCUAGUUUCGUUCAAAUUGCCUCGAGCUUCUCCUACUCUUUCUCUCUCUAACUCCAGUCCAUAGCACAUCACUUUUGACUGCAGAACUUUAAGCAAUAUAUAGUCUAAGCUAAUACUUCGUGUGUAUUUUUUUUCUCUUUGUGCCUUGAAAUUUUGAAAGAAAUCAUUCUCUUCUUGUGUUUGUUGAGUUUUCAUACUGAAAGAAACAAAGCUUUUUGCUGGUAA